Messenger RNA from Fragaria vesca subsp. vesca, 1356 nucleotides. RefSeq lists its product as uncharacterized. Gene Ontology annotation, molecular function: metal ion transmembrane transporter activity. Gene Ontology annotation, cellular component: membrane. The transcript has a single exon. Gene Ontology annotation, biological process: transmembrane transport; metal ion transport. The record is from RefSeq and is a predicted model, not a curated record. Lineage: Eukaryota; Viridiplantae; Streptophyta; Magnoliopsida; Rosales; Rosaceae. Bases 1 to 1356 code for a protein of 451 amino acids.
AUGACGAAGAAAGCAGAUGCAAUGCCUGGUAGUCAUGAACUCUGGACAGAUGGCCUUAUCUGUGCUUUCGAGUUCAAACCAAGCAGUUUGAGAUUUGGUCAUAGGAACAAGCCCCUAAGUGUUGCUCAUGAUGAUGGUGAAAGAGAGGGUGGUCAUUGGGUGCCAAUUGGGUGGGCUAGAAUUUUAGAAAUCGUCCCAACUGUGCAAGCUGAUGAAGACUACUCGACUGUUGCAGACUUAGCAGCUCGGCCUGUUUGGUGGUGCCAUGUCUCAGCAGAACACCCCUCAGUUAAAGCUCGGCUCGAUGAUGACCGGUGGCUACAUCGUGAUGUCAGUUUAUCUUUAAAAGAUGAAACUCAACUGAUCAGUGACAGAAUGAAACCUCUUUUAUAUGAGGUUCCAAUUAGGGUUCAUGGGGGUUUGUUAUUUGAGCUCUUGGGACAGUCAGUUGGUAAUGAGGGCCAGAAUGAUAUACCCAUUGUGCUUCGUUCUUGGCAAGACCAAAACUUCCUUGUAACUGUUUUGCAUAUCAAAGGGCAUGUGUCAAGUGCAAAUGUGUCUGGCAUCACAGAAGUUCUCGAACUUCUUUCCCAUGGAGGCCAUAACGUACCGACAACAAUACAUGAAGUCAUUGCACAUCUAACUAGCCGCCUUGCUCGAUGGGAUUACAGGCUAUUCCGCAAGUCCAUAUUUGGUGCAGUAGAUGAGCUUGGAUUGAAAUUUAUGUACAUGAGAAACCAUAAAGAGAUGAAUCUUUUCAGCAAAAUUCUCAACGAAGAAAUCAAAACCUUAUCAAACCAGGUCAUCAGAGUAAAAUGGUCACUUCAUGCAAGGGAGGAGAUUUUGUCUGAGCUUCUUGACCAUUUAAGAGGAAAUAUCACAAGAAGCUUAUUGAAGAAAACAAGAAAGAGCACAAGAGAAAUGAUUGAGGAGCAAGAAGAAGUUCGUGGCCGUUUAUUUUUAAUUCAGGAUGUGAUGCAGAGCAAUGUUGAUGCAUCGAUUCACCGGAGACUUGGUGUUUAUGGUGGCUGUGGCCUUGUACUUUCCAUCAUCACCGGGCUGCUUGGAAUCAAUGUUGAUGGAGUGCCUGGAGCAAAAAACGCACCAUAUGCCUUUGGAAUUUUUUCAGCCAUUCUCUUGAUUAUUGGAUGCGUGAUAAGCGGACUUGGCAACUAUUACCUUAGGUUGAAAAAGCCUAUUUCUAAAGAGCAAGUUCAAGCUAGAAAACGGGAGCUUGAAGAUCAUGUCAAGAGGUUUCAGUACGAGGUAGAGACUCAUGCCCCGGUUGGUAAAACCGUGCAUCGGAAUUAUUUACCCUCAACAAUGGGAGAUGCAUUCACUGUCCGCAUUGAUUGA